CACGCAAUGAACAAAGGCGCCAUGAGCACAUACGUCUACCCCUUGCUGGGCAACCAACCGGCACGCGCCUACCAGCAGGGCGCAGUCCAGCGGUGCCUGUUCCAAAACACACUCGUGGCUCUGCCCACGGGCAUGGGAAAAACCUUAAUUGCUGUGGUGGUCAUGGCCAACUACACGCGGUGGUUUCCCAACUCCCUCGCCAUUUUUCUCGCACCCACAAAGCCCCUGGUUGCACAGCAGAUGCAGGCAUGUCGGGGCAUGAUCCACGCCAUCCUCAGCCACUCCCCGGACAAUGCUCCCUUGGGCUCCGACUGGGUUGUCGAGAUGAACGGCACGACGCCGCCGAAAUCGCGUGAGAAACUGUGGACCAACGCUAGGUGCGUGUUCUCGACACCACAGAUCCUACAGAACGACCUCAAGUCGGGCACGCUGAGCGUGGAGAACGCCCAGCGCAUUGUAUUGCUGGUCAUCGAUGAAGCGCACCGCGCAACGGGCAAAUAUGCAUACGGCGCAUCGAUCGGCCACUUGUACAGGAUCCACCACGGCGUGGAUGUACCGACGCGCAAUUCGUUCGAACCGGCGCGACCGGCGCCCUUCCGCACCAUGUGUCUGACGGCCACGCCCGGGUCGAAUAUGGACGCAGUUAACGAGAUCAUGAGGCAGUUGCACGUUGCUCAUGUGUUUAUUCGCACAGAGGAGUCGAUAGAUGUUGUGCCUUAUAUUCAUGGGCGGUGUAUCGAGGAGGAGGUCAUUGAGAUGCCACCGUGGCUGGUGGCUGCGCGAGAAGUUCUGGUGAGCGUCAUGCGGCGCAGCACCAAUAUACUGUGCAACAUCUGCAAGGUCAUGUCCAACCCCGCCGAUCUCACGCGUGUCUCAGGGUACAGUGUACGCAUGGAGUGCGACCGCUUCCAGCGCGCGCCCUUUCGCGGCGGUGCUGCGGGUAUGGAUAUGGUGAGGAUUGUGGGUGAAUUCAACGUGGUUGUAUCCUUGGCGCAUAUAAUACAGUUAUUAUCCGAGCACGGACUGCGCCCGGCGUGGGGUGCCAUUCGCGCGUGGGAUCAGGAGGUUAAGCGCGCCAAGGCUAAGCAGGGAACAUCGUCGCGUGCUAGGGUUGAUUGCGUUGAGAGCAGGGAGUGGGAGAAUAUGAUGCGCGAUAUUAGCCCCUUAUCUCUUGCGCCUGCCGGAUUUCUCGGUCAUCCGAAGCUGAAUAGGCUUGUGGAAAUAGUAAGGGAGCACUUUGAGCAUAUCCACGGUGAAAAUGGUGCGACAGCGGCGGCUGAGGUUGCUUCCACGCGCAUCAUUGUAUUUUCGCAGUAUCGCGGGUCAGUCAGUGAGAUUGUCAGUGUGCUCGGUCGGUCGCUUCCCUUGGUUAAAUGUGAGCCGUUUAUUGGUCAAAGGCUGGACGACGAGCUUCCUGUAAAUGACAGCGACAUUGCAGCUCGCGGGCAGACCCAAAAGGAGCAGCUGGCGGUACUCACUCGCUUCCGACAGGGCCAGACCAACGUUAUCGUGGCCACCUGCGUUGGCGAGGAAGGGUUGGACAUUGGCGAAGUCGACCUGAUCAUCAACUACGAUGCGCCCGGGUCUCCCAUCCGCCUAUUGCAGCGCAUCGGGCGAACGGGUCGCGCACGCCGCGGCAAAGUUUUUGUGUUUUUAGCGAAAGGGACGCGCGAGGAGAACUCAUACAAGAAAGCACAGAAGGAGUAUAAGAGCGUACAGGCCAAGAUUGCCUCCGGGAAGGGU
Molecule: messenger RNA, 1743 nt
Organism: Kickxella alabastrina
Lineage: Eukaryota; Fungi; Kickxellomycota; Kickxellomycetes; Kickxellales; Kickxellaceae
Product: P-loop containing nucleoside triphosphate hydrolase protein
Exons: 3
Biological process (GO): double-strand break repair via synthesis-dependent strand annealing; replication fork reversal; interstrand cross-link repair
Molecular function (GO): four-way junction helicase activity; ATP binding; 3'-5' DNA helicase activity
Source: RefSeq, a predicted model, not a curated record